Messenger RNA from Formica exsecta, 1050 nucleotides. It is a transcript of the gene Vamp7, whose product is annotated as vesicle-associated membrane protein 7. The transcript is spliced from 6 exons. Gene Ontology annotation, cellular component: membrane; SNARE complex. Gene Ontology annotation, biological process: exocytosis; vesicle fusion. The record is from RefSeq and is a predicted model, not a curated record. Bases 283 to 945 code for a protein of 220 amino acids. NCBI's taxonomy places the organism in Eukaryota, Metazoa, Arthropoda, Insecta, Hymenoptera, Formicidae. Gene Ontology annotation, molecular function: SNARE binding; SNAP receptor activity.
GCCAUUAUGGUGCCACUGACUGAUGAACUGUGAACUGUCACUUACGCGCACUCAUCAGCUGAUCAUCAGAAAAGUGCGACUAGUGACUUCACUGUGUUACGAAAAGUGUUUUGAUGCUUUUGCGAAAAUUUUCUAGAAGAAACAAUAGAUCGAUUGAUUGAUCAUUAUUCUCGGAUAGAUGUAAAUCUACGGAUAUCGAUAUAGUCUUGCUGAGGACGCGCAUAAAUAAAGAACUGUGCAACUAUUUCUUAAAUAUAUACUUCGCUUUAUCGAGCUAUCAAUAUGCCAAUUUUAUACAGUGUGGUAGCUCGUGGAACAAUUAUAUUGGCGAAAUAUGCUGCUUGUGUUGGUAAUUUUGAGGAGGUUACAGCAAAAAUCUUGGCUAAAAUACCGCCAGAAAAUGAUAAACUGACAUAUUCCCAAGGGCCUUAUCUUUUUCACUAUAUCUGUGAGGACUGCAUUAUUUACAUGUGCAUUACCGACGAUGAUUUUCAAAGAUCUAGAGCAUUUUUAUAUCUCAAUGAAAUUAAGAGAAGAUUCUUGGCUGUUUACGGACCAGGUGCUCAAACUGCCGUAGCAUAUGCUAUGAAUACAGAAUUUGGCCGUGUUUUGGCUAAUGAAAUGAAACAUUAUAGUGAAUCCAAGGAUCUUGAUAGAUUGUCCAAGGUUCACGGUGAACUAGAUGAACUUAAAGAUAUUAUGGUGAAAAAUAUUGACAAUAUAGCGAUGCGUGGGGAACGGUUAGAGCUACUUGUAAACAAAACGGAAAAUCUAUCUGCCAAUUCUGUUACCUUCAGAAAGACGAGUAGAAAUUUGGCGCGUUCCUUAUUCUGGAAAAAUGUCAAGAUCUAUGUUAUUGUUGGUUCAAUUUUGAUUGUUGUAAUAUACGUAAUUGUCUCUAUAGCAUGCGGAGGUUUAGCAUGGCAAAAAUGUGUGGGAAAUUAAUGUAUAUUCAUGAUGAAAUAUUUCAAUCCCGAGUAAAUAAAAGUGGAUCGAAGAAAAAUGCGUGGAAAUUUACGAUUAGUACGAGACUGCCGACGAUAAUUAAAU